AGUCGUUUCCAUUAACCCUUUGGUGUUUACCCCACGAUCGACAUCUUCCUCGCAGGCAAACAAGGCUUUUGGGCCCGUGCUGUUCAGUCAAGGUUAAAAAGAUGGGAAAUGCAGAAAGCAAUGCCUAUCAGAAUCACCUUUCCAGAUUUCUUCCUGAGGAGCAGUCUGACAUCGACGGAGUAUUUGAUACCUUAUCAGGAUUGAGUGGCUCAUCUGGAGCAAAAAAUGGCAAAGCUACAAAGAAAACAGUGACUCUGGCAGCACUACAGGCGUAUACGCGGGAGCCAUUACCAGAGCAAAUGACUGUUCGGUUAUACAACGGAAUGAAAAGUAUUGACCUGACUGGGAAAUCAUCCGGGCUGAGCGAACAGAUUGCUAAGGAGCAGUUUGUAAUUUUUAUGUCAAACCUCUUAAAAGGGAAUGCAGAUGAGAAGAUUACCAUAGUAAUGAGAAUGAUCUCCAAGACAGGAGGGCCUGUGAAGGGCAAACAAAUCCAAGAGUUCACAGAGGAUCUGAUCAUGUCUGUAGUCCAUGUACUGAGCUACAGGAAGGAACUGAAAGGUUGGAAUUUGGAGAAUACUGGGGAUUCUGCAAGCGGAGUAAAGGCUCUGGCUUCUCAGCUGCUAUCGGAAUUGAAGCUUUCAGAUGGGACAAAACCUGUGGGUCCUCAGCUGAUGGAGACAAAUUUUGAUCAAAGUGUCAUUGAGGAUUGGGUGUACCGAGUUCCACAGAUCUCAGUAUUCCUCAGUGUUGUUAUCAGGCAAGGCCUCCAUGUUCUGCAUUCUCUCCCAGACCAAACCAAAGACAUAGUCAAUCUGGUUCCAGGCUGCAAAGGCAUCAAAGGAAGAGGACUUGUCAGUCUCUUUGACAUCCCAUCCAUCAUAUACAUCAACUCCCAUCUGCCUGCAGAGCUACAGCACAAGUGGCGGCUUUUAUUUUCUUCCAGGCUUCAUGGAGAAAGCUUUUCGCAGUUAUGUGGGCAUAUAGUGAACAAAGGUCCUUGCAUAGUGAUCUUAAAGGACUUAGAUGGUUAUAUCUUUGGUGGGUUUGCAUCUCACUCCUGGGAGGCGAAGCCACAGUUUCAAGGUGACAACAGAUGCUUUCUGUUUUCCGUUUUCCCCUCUCUUGCUGUGUACACAUACACAGGGUAUAACGACCACUACAUGUAUUUGAACCAUGGCCAACAAACAAUGCCAAAUGGACUUGGUAUGGGCGGACAACACGGUUACUUCGGGCUCUGGAUAGACAGCGACUAUGGGAAGGGACACAGUAAAGCAAAACCUCGAUGUACCACCUACAACAGUCCCCAGCUGUCAGCUAAAGAGGAUUUUACACUGGAUGCCAUGGAAGUUUGGGCAGUGGGAGACCUCCCUGAAAGUGCAGGGACAAAAGGCAAGAAGAGUAUCCUGGAUGUAGAUCCUGAGGCUCAGGCCUUAUUAGAAAUGGCUGGAAAAAGUCGUCAGAGUGAAGGUCUGCGAGAACCCAUUGAAGAUGAGGAUGAUGAUGAUAACUAAAAGAAUCACAGUAACAUGAAAAAACUUCUUUUUGUUUUCUCCUGAGUGUUAAUGUUCCUUGGACAGGAUAUUAUUUCCUUAUUUUUUUUCUCCUUACAUUUACCUAAUUAUCUGGGACAAAGCUUAAACCUCAUACUUAUGUAAUAUUUAGGUCCAAUACAGUAUCCUGGGGAGGACAGAAAAAUUACCUAGGUACUUAAUCAUUAGAUAUCUCUAAGUUCUAGCUGAAUAUGAAUUUGCUAGCGUUCCUUACAGAUCCUAUCUGCAUACAGAAUUAAAAACAAAAGGUGAAGUUAUUGACAGCAUGGCUUAAUGACUUGGAGAACUGAUAUGUAUUUAUAUAAAGACUGUUCAAGACACUGAUAAAGGCUCUUAUACCUCAACUGUAUAUAUUUAUUUGCAUGCCAUGAAAUUAGUCAGUGAAGCUUGCAAUUUGUAAUAAUGUCUUACACUGAUAAACAUAGAAUAGCACACAUGAUUCCAUAUAAAGGAUGCUAUUCGUUUGCAUUGCUCCAGUUAAAGCAUUAAAUUUCAUGUUUUCCAAGUCAGAUUUUCAGCAAGUGACUCUCUAUGGGCUGUAAGAUGUCCCGCAUGCUAUGUAUACAGCAUCCAGUUUUAUAAUACUACACUACACUGCUCCUUAGUGCAUUUCACUUCAGAUUUUUCUGCAGAAAUUUGCCUAGUGCUUUUUAAACUUAGAAGAACAGAACCAUUGGAGUCAUUCAGCCAUAUUUAUCCUAAGAAUGAGCCAUACCUCCAGCAGAAAUUCGCUAGGGAAGGUACCUUCUUUAGUAGCCUCACUUGAGAGCUGGACUACAAGAUCAGGCUGUAAAAAGGAUUGAGUAAGAAGCAUCCACAGUUAAUUGGGAAUAGAAUCUGCAGAUACCUUGUAAAAAAAAAAAAAAAAUCAGGAUUAUGUCUGUACUAUGUUUAAAGACGACUGCUAUACACUCUAUUUCCACACAAUUAAUCAUUACUAUAAUACGGAAAAAAAUGCCUGCGAUGUGAAAUUUAGCUAGUUUUGCUCUGUUUUCUUGGCCCUUCACCAGCUGACGCCAGUUUUACCGGGUCUCUUGCACUCAGGGCUUUUUCUACUUGAAUCCAUUCACAUCUAUCAGUAGUUUGACCUUGCUAAGUCUAUGUGUAAUUAACUUGUCAAAAUAACCAUAAUUUCUACCAGGGACUGUCAUUUCUAACUCAGCAAAUUGUGUUUGGUUAUUGGAAUGUAUGACUGUCUUUCUCCUCCUAAGGAGAAGGACCGUAUCAAGUCCCCUUUGUCCUAGCAUGAGUUUGUCUUCCAUGCAGCUUAGAGAAAAAACUGUGCUGUUUUAUAAAAUUACUGCGAUUCCUGAUCAUGUGGCCUUCCUUCAAAUUCCUUCCCUUAGUGUUUUCUUGUGUGUGGUCUUUUUUUUUUUUUCCACCUGAUGUUUUUCAUAGGGAGCCAGAUUUGAAUAUGCUGAAUAAUCUGCAUAUGUGCCUUAAUGUAGAUCCUUUUAUUAAUUUUAUUGAACGAUAUUAAUUUAGCCUUGAAAGGAGAGCAUGAAGAAAUCACUCCAGCCAGACAUCCUAGAACUCAGCCGUGCAUUUUGUAUGCUUCCUGAACUAAUGAUUGGGGCAUAUAUGCAGAGUAUGCUGUGAAGGGCCUGAGCUCAUGUCCUUGUAUCUUGUAUUUGCUUAAGUAAACCAGAUAGUCUCGCAAGUUUGUAACACAUAGGGAAAAAUGUAAGCAUUAAAACAAUUACACCGAUACUUUUGUACAAUUUUCUUCUCUCUAUAUUUUAAUACGAGUUUUAAAUGGUACAAAGUAGGGAGUGCUAUACAGACAGCAAGUAAGUACAAGAUGCUCUCUGUAAGUGUGGUGAUGCUGGCUUUUGUUUUAACAUUCUCCCACCGUAAGUCUCAGAGGUAUUCCUCACUUAGGCACCGACUAAGCAGACCAAAUACUUGAAGUGGAUGGCAUACAGGAAUGGGACAUAGUUGAAUUUCUGCCGUUACAUGUGAAAUAAGCAACUAGACUUCCUUUUCCUUCCGUUACAAGGCAGAGACUUUUCUUUGAGGACUGAAAACAUCUGCAAGGAUUUUUAAAAAAAAAUAGUGAGCAGACACCUUUGCAGACUACCUCUGGGGAGGGUGGCUGGCACAAAGCUACUCUUCACCAAAAAAAUGUCAGUGGCCAAGUUUUCUUUUAUUUAAGAUAAGUAUCAGUAUGGCUGGUUCUUUCUAGGCUAUGAAUCCAAAAUGUAAUCCCGUUUAAACGCCAUCUUGUGAAGAUCAGCGUAGUCUUUUGACCUCUGUAAUUGUGUUUCAUGACAAGUUUGUACUCAGGACUAUUCAUCUUCACUUUGAAGUGAAGGUGUUAAGCUGGGGUAAGAAGAAAACUGACACUAGGGCACUUUUACCAAAUGUAUCAGUGAAGCAUCGUUUACUCAAAACUACUGAUUCAACCAGCAGAUGGGAUUAUUCAAAAUUGUUAUUUAAAAGUAAAAAAUUGGCUUGGAAGAGACUCAAGUUGUUUUUUUUCUGAACCUAAUGAUUAAGCAAUCUGUGCUUUGUUUUCGUGCAUCUAAAAAUGUCCAGAAAGCAUUUGUCAGCAGUGGGCUCAGCUAUGAUCUAAACAUCUCUCAGUCAACUUUGAUGCCAGCUGUUGAUGUAACUGCAAAGCUUAACAUCCCUGCUCUGUAUGCAAGUCAUCUUUAUUCUCGUGCGCUUGUGCAAGUGAGCCCCUUCCCUGUUGAAUUCACUGCUGUGCAAUGGGUCAGGAUCAGCCCUCUGCUUCGCUACCAGUAGCCAUAUAAGGUACAAAAAACCCACUGCAGUGUUCAGCAAAAGCUGACAGCCGAGGGCUUAGCUCUCUCCUCUUCCUCUGACCUCUCCCCACAGUUUCCUCGAGAGUCUUGCUGAAUCAAGGCCAGGUAUCUGGGCAUCAAGAAACACUACAGAUUGGCUAUAGGAAAAGCAGCGCUAGCGAA
Messenger RNA from Egretta garzetta (little egret), 4483 nucleotides. RefSeq names its product MTOR associated protein, eak-7 homolog (gene MEAK7). The coding region runs from base 102 to 1514 and encodes 470 amino acids. The transcript has 8 exons. Gene Ontology annotation, biological process: TOR signaling. Lineage: Eukaryota; Metazoa; Chordata; Aves; Pelecaniformes; Ardeidae. The record is from RefSeq and is a predicted model, not a curated record.